Messenger RNA from Chondrus crispus (carragheen), 1025 nucleotides. RefSeq lists its product as hypothetical. NCBI's taxonomy places the organism in Eukaryota, Rhodophyta, Florideophyceae, Gigartinales, Gigartinaceae. The record is from RefSeq and is a predicted model, not a curated record. Bases 1 to 516 code for a protein of 171 amino acids. The transcript is spliced from 2 exons.
AUGUCAAAACCACGCAAGGAUAUAUUGCAGGAUUCCUUAGAGGCAGCUUUGCACAACUCAUUUCUGGAUGCCGAAGCACAUGAGGGGCUAGUCUCUGCAACAACACGAUACUUUGGACUAAGCGAUCAUAGUGGAGUGCAAAAGCUCUUGGAAGACGUCUCCGCAGUUCUAUGGGGAGUCAUGCGCGCUCAAGUUGAUGACUGGACAUCUGAACGUGGGCUAGGUGAGAUUUUGAAAGUAGUCGACGAGCAGUGCCUUCGAACGAUCCCUCAAGCACUUGCGAACGGAACCCCUACGGCGUUGGCUGAACCGUCCUUGAGCAUGCCCAGUUCGUCAUACGGUGAGGUUCGGUACUCUUGCAAGCGGCAGCAGUUGGAAGUAUUGCGGAAAGACCUCGCCUCUCGGACUCUUGACAUGGAAGAGAUUAAAGAGCAGCUUGCCGCAGAGGCAGAAAGAGCUGCAAUUCUCAGCCAAAAGGUUGCGACUUUUGGGGAGAAAGGCCUUCCGGCGAUCUGAGAUCAAUCUCGCAGACGUCACCCAGUUAGAAUUGUUGUAGUCCAAGGCGACAAACCGCUAGGGUGCUGCAUUUCGCGGUUUGUAUCGAUAGGACCAAAGAACGACGUCAGGCUUUUGUUUGACUGGUGCGGGAAGCGUGUUCGAGCACACACGUUUUCGGCGGAUAUUACGACUUAGCAGUCUGUACUCCAAAUCAAUACAAACGGAUUCUCUGGCACUGAAGCAACAACGUUUGGGCACGCUGAUUGCUGCCAUCGCUGUGUUGCUUUUCGGCUUGUUGGCUCUGUGAUCAGCUCUUAGACAUUCACGAUAACCGACAUGUAUUGUCGACUUGGCUAUCCACCUCCGUUUCCCGACUCGAUGCUCUAAGCACUCACCGAAUUCAAAUUUCGGUGGGGUUUUUUCGCAAAGCGCCACGUAAGCUUCGAGAGAAGGGAGAGUCCGGAGUGCUCCAUGUCAUUGCUACUUAAAGGCAUAAUGCGGAUGAACAUUAAAUUGAGUUUCUGUUA